Molecule: messenger RNA, 9297 nt
Organism: Lonchura striata (white-rumped munia)
Lineage: Eukaryota; Metazoa; Chordata; Aves; Passeriformes; Estrildidae
Source: RefSeq, a predicted model, not a curated record
CAACUUUUGGCUUCCAAAGGAAAUAAGAACUUUAAGAUCAUAAUGCUGCAAAUAUUUUCUUUACAAAUGUGCUCUUCAGCAUGCCAGUGCCACGGUGCAGGAGUGCUGGGCAGUGACUGUGAUGGAAGUACCGGGCAGUGCAGAUGUCGAACUGGAUUUGCGGGGUUAUCCUGUGAUACCUGUGCAGCUGGCUACUUUCAGUACCCCUUCUGCCAGGUGUGUGAAUGUAACUUGUUGGGUACCCAGCCCGAAGUCUGUGAUUUUCUUGGGAGGUGCCUUUGUCGCUCAGGAGUUGCUGGACUUCAGUGUGACAGCUGCCAGCCUGGCCACCACUCAUUCCCUGCCUGUCAAGCGUGCAGUUGUGAUGCUGUUGGCUCUUUGGGGAAUACCUGUGGUCCUGGAGGGCAGUGUCUGUGCUGGGGUAACUAUGCUGGGCUGAGAUGUGACCAGUGUGCUCCAGGCUAUUACAGCUAUCCCAACUGCUUGCGUGUCAACAGCGAGUGUGACCCUGCAGGUAGCGUUGGUUCUCACUCUGGAUAUUGUCAAUGUCUCCAGCAUGUCGAAGGUCCUACCUGCAGCAAAUGCAAACCCUUGUAUUGGAACCUGGCCAAAGAAAACCCUGAGGGAUGUACAGCUUGUCAGUGUGAUGUGAGUGGAACACUAAGUGGAGUUGCAGAAUGUCAGCAGGAAAAUGGGCAUUGCUACUGCAAAUCUAAUGUUUGUGGAGAUUCCUGUGAUGUUUGUGAAGCUGGUUAUUAUGCUCUUGAAAAAAAGAAUUAUUUUGGCUGCCAAGGCUGCCGCUGCGAUGUUGGAGGAUCCCUGAGCCCAGUCUGCUCCCAGCCCUGGGGCAGCUGCCGGUGCAGGGCGCACGUCGUGGGCAUCACCUGUCGGGAGCCUGAAAAAAACUAUUUUUUUCCUGAUCUGCACCACAUGAAGUUUGAGAUUGAAGAUGGUACUACUGUCCAAGGAGGGAAAAUUCGGUUUGGCUACGAUCCUCAGGAAUUUCCUAGCUUCAGUUGGAGAGGAUAUGUGCGGAUGUCCUCUAUACAGAAUGAAGUCAGGAUAACUUUGAAUGUGGAAAAAUCAAACCUCUACUUAUUUCGCAUUAUCCUGAGGUAUAUUAACCCUGGAGGGGAAAUAUUGUCUGCUCGCAUAUCUGCUUGUCAUUCUCAGCCUGGAGCAGGGGCUGCUCAGAGCAAAGAAUUUGUCUUCCCACCCAGCAAGGAGCCAGCUUUUAUCACAAUCCCAGGAAAAAGCUCCACAGAGCCUUUUUCACUGGCUCCAGGCAUGUGGACUGUCAGUAUAAUGGCAGAGGAAGUCCUCUUGGAUUAUCUGGUGCUGUUACCGAGUGAUUACUACGAGGCAUCCCUGUUGCAGAUGCGCGUUACAGAGCCUUGCACGCGUCCCAGGCCUGCUUCAGCAGAACACUGCUUGCUCUAUCAGCAUUUGCCCCUGGGCAGAUUUUCCUGUGUCCUUGGUUCAGAGGCAUUGCAGUUCAGACACGGGGGAGAAUCCAGAAUACCUCUGCGACAGCCAGCUCCCAGUCAGCCAGUGAUGGCCCAGAUCACUGGAAGAGAGGUCAAUUUAGAGAUGACCAUAAAUGUUCCUCAAGUGGGUCGCUAUGUUCUGGUUUUUGAAUAUGCCAAUGAAGAGGAUCAGAUAAACACUGCAGAGGUAACAGUACAUAGCCCUGGACCUGUCACUGAAGGCAGAGUGAGAAUAUACAUUUGUAAAUACAGUUUCCUUUGUCGCAGCGUUGUAGUUGAUGACAGGAAUCGCGUUGCAGCCUAUGACCUUCUGGCAGACACAAAGAUACGUCUGAAGGCCUCAUCAAGUAAUUUUCUUCUGCACAAGGUUUGCAUUAUAUCAGCUGAAGAAUUUUCUCCAGAAUAUGUGGAUCCUAAAGUACAGUGCAUAGCUGCUUACAGGAGUAACAGUGAUGGAAGUGCAGCAUGCAUUCCCUCAGUUUUUGAAACUCCACCAGGAGCUUUGGUUUUGGAUGCAUUCAAAGAUGGGAAGAUUUCUGAAGUAGAGGAGAAUAUAAUCCAUGAUUCAUUGAGUGCCACUUUACCUGCUGGUUCAGUUCGUGGAGUCACCUUGACACCAUUACAGAACCAGAUCACCUUGAGCGGCAGAGUGCCUCACAUGGGCAGAUACGUAUUUGUGGUACAUUUUUAUCAGCCAGCACACCCAGCAUUCUCUGUGCAAGUCCAUGUGAAUGCCAGACAUAUGUGGUCAGGUACUUUCAAUGCUUCAUUCUGCCCUCAUACUUCUGGCUGUCGGGUUCAGGUGGUUGCAGCAAGCCAAAUUGAGCUCGACAUUUCUGAACCCAUGGUCUCUGUUACAGUGAUGAUACCAGAUGGAAGAAUGCUGGUUCUGGAAAAUAUCUUAGUUGUUCCAGCAGACACCUACAGUCACAAAAUUCUUGACAAAAAGACAGUGGACAAGUCAUUUGAUUUUAUCAGCCAAUGUGGAGGAAACAGUUUUUAUAUUGACCCAGAACGAUCAUCAGCCUUCUGUAAGGACUCUGUAAGGUCACUGGUGGCUUUCUACAACAACGGAGCCCUGCCGUGUGCUUGCCACAGCGCAGGUGCUGCUAGCCCUGCGUGCAGCCCCCUGGGAGGGCAGUGUGUCUGCAGACCCAACGUCAUCGGUCGCCAGUGCAGCCGAUGCCAAACCGGCUACUACGGAUUCCCAUUUUGCAAGCUAUGCAACUGUGGGCAGCGUCUUUGUGAUGACAUGACUGGUAAAUGCAUUUGCCCUCCGCGAACUGUGAAGCCAAAAUGUGAAGUGUGUGAGAAAUACUACUUCAGCUAUCAUCCCCUUGCUGGCUGCAAGAGCUGCAACUGCUCAGAAAAAGGAAUUGUUGAUGUGGCAAGCCCAGAAUGUGAUAAAACCAGUGGGCAAUGCAAAUGCAAACCAGGAAUAAAAGGACGUCAGUGUGAUCAGUGUGCUCCUGGAACUUACGGUUUCCCUAACUGUGUGCCAUGCAACUGUAACAGAGAUGGAACAGAACCAGAUGUUUGUGAUCCCCAGACAGGAAUUUGUCUUUGCAAGGAGAAUGUUGAAGGUGCAACAUGUGACACUUGCAGACCAGGAUCCUUUUAUCUGAACCCUUCUAACCCCAGGGGAUGCACACCUUGCUUUUGUUUUGGGGCAACCAGCAGCUGUCGCAGCACAGAUCGUCGUAGAACCAAGUUUGUGGAUAUGAGGAACUGGCGUUUGGAGGCAGUAGAUGAACGUACGGACAUUCCAGUCACUUUCAAUCCAGUCAGUAACAGUGUGGUGGCUGAUGUUCAAGAAUUGCCAGCUUCUGUGCAUAAUUUGUACUGGAAAGCACCACCAUCUUACCUAGGAGAGAAGCUUUCUUCAUAUGGUGGCUUCCUAAGUUACCAAGUGAAAUCUUUUGGCUUACCUAGUGAGGGCAUGGUUCUUCUGGAUAAGAAACCUGAUAUACGACUAACAGGAAAACAAAUGGAAGUUGUUUAUAUGGAUCCCAACAACCCACUGCCUGAUCGUCAUUAUUAUGGCCGAGUGCAGCUGGUUGAGGGCAGCUUCAGGCACGCCGGCAGUGGUAAGCUGGUAUCCCGAGAAGAGCUGAUGACAAUCCUGUCCAGGUUGGAUGGCUUGCACAUCCGGGCCCUGUACUUCACGGAGACCCAGCGCCUGACUCUUGGCGAGGUGGGGCUGGAGGAGGCCACCGGCGAGGGCAGCGGCAGCAUCGCGCACAGCGUGGAGGUGUGCGCCUGCCCGCCUGAGUACGCCGGUGACUCAUGCCAGGAGUGCGGCAUUGGAUUUUAUCGUGAGAACAAAGGAAUAUUUGCUGGACGCUGUGUGCCCUGCAACUGCAAUGGAAAUUCAAAUAGAUGUCAAGAUGGUACAGGAAAAUGUAUUGACUGCCAGUAUAAUACUGCUGGGGAGAAAUGUGAGCACUGUAAAGAUGGUUAUUUUGGAGAUGCCACUCAGGGUUCCUGCCGGGAAUGCCCUUGCCCAUAUACAAACAGAUUUGCAGCUGGCUGUGUGGCAAAUGGUGAAGAAAUCCAGUGUCUCUGCAAAGAAGGCUACACCGGAGCUCGUUGUGAACGCUGUGCUCCUGGAUAUUUUGGAAAUCCACAGAAAUAUGGAGGCUUCUGUCAGAAAUGUAACUGUAAUAAUAAUGGACAGCUGGCUAGCUGUGACCACCUGACUGGAGAAUGUUUCAAUAAUGAACCAAAAGAUGUGGAUCCCAAUGAAGAUUGUGACUCCUGUGACAGCUGUGUGAUUACACUGCUGAAGGAUUUGAGCACAAUAGGUGACGAGCUUCAGCUCAUCAAGUCUCAGCUGCAAAAUGUCCAUGCAAGUUCCCACACUCUGGAGCAGAUGAGAGACCUGGAAACACGCAUCAAGGACUUAAAGGUCUUACUCAACAACUACCACUCUGUUGUCCACAAUCAAGGUUCAAAGGUAGAUGAGUUGGAGACAGAAUUCAUUAAACUAAAUCGUGAUGUUGAUGCUCUCCAGGAAAAGGCUGAAAUGAACUACAAAGAAGCUGAGAGAUUAUUUAACAAUUUUGGUCAAACUCAUCAAAAAGGAAAGGAUUUGGUUUCACAAAUACAAAUAGUGGUCAACAAUAUACGAGUGCUCUUGGAACAGAUAUCUGGCACAAACGCAGAAGGUAACAACCUGCCCCUGGGAGAUGCCUCUGAAGAGCUGGCCGAAGCUCAGCGCAUGAUGGCAGAGAUGCGGAGCCGCAGCUUUGGCCAGCUUCAAGCUGAGGCAGAGAAGGAGCGGGUGGAAGCUCAGCGGUUACUGGCACGUAUUAAGAAUGAACUACAGAAGUACCACCAAGAAAAUCGUGGGCUUAUUAAAGUUGUGAGGGAUGCACUGAAUGACUAUGAAUCCAAAAUCACUGACCUUCGUGAAGUUCUGAAUGAUGCGACAGCUCAAAUCAAGCAGGCUGAAGGCUUAAACAAAGACAAUACAGUUCUGCUAGAAGAUAUUAAGAAACGGAUUGAGGAGACAAAUGUGCAACAGACUGGUGUCAUGAAUAUUCUGAGGUCAGCCCGGUCUUCCCUGACACAAGCUAAGAGUGUACUUGGAUUAUUGCAAGAGAGCAAAGAGGAAUAUGAAAGCCUGGCUGCUCAGCUGGAUGGAGCAAGGAAGGAUAUGAAUGAAAAAGUGGCAAAUCUGUCAUCAGCAAGCAAAGAACCACUGGUGGUGAGGGCCGAGGAACACGCCAAAUCUUUGCAAGAUUUGGCAAAACAACUUGAAGAAAUAAAGAACAGUGCCAGGAGGGACGAGUUGGUAGGCUGUGCUGUGGAAGCUUCUACUGCCUAUGACAAUAUUAUUGGUGCCAUCAAGGCAGCAGAGGAGGCAGCCAACCAAGCUGGGAAAGCAGCUGACUCAGCUUUAUCAACUGUGAAGAGAGAAGACCUAUCAGGAAAAGCUGCAAGGUUAAAAACUGAGAGCAGUGCACUCAUGGAUCAAGCACAGGAGACCAAAAAGACAUUGCAAGCUAUUGGUCCUAACCUUGAAGACCUAAAGCAAAGACUUGAUGUCACUGAUGGAAAGACGAAUGCACUGAAAAUUGAUCUUGUCACUGCUCAAAAUAAUCUCAAUGGGAUAAACAGAGGUGACAUUGACAGCAUCAUCACCAGUGCACGGAGCAUGGCAGAAAAUGCCAACUCUGUCACCAAUAGUGUGUUGGGUGAGCUGGUCCCAAUUGAAGCAGAAGUGGAAAGAAUUAGGAGCAACUAUGGAAGCACACAAAGUGCCAGCUUCAAUAAAGCACUGAUGGAGGCAAACAAUUCAGUAAAAAAUUUGACAAACCAACUUCCAGAUCUGUUCAGCAAGAUCAAGAGUAUCAACCAACAGCUGAUGCCAAUAAGCAACAUCUCUGAGAACAUAAAUCGUAUAAGAGAGCUGAUUCAGCAGGCAAGAGAUGCUGCAAAUAAGGUUGCUAUUCCUAUGAGGUUCAAUGGCAGCUCUGGUGUAGAGGUUCGACCUCCGAGCAACCUUGAAGAUCUAAAGGGCUAUACUUCACUUUCCUUAUUUAUCCAGAGACCUCAGCAAAGAUCAGACACACAGCAGAGGGCAAAUAGAUUUGUCCUGUACCUGGGUAAUAAAAAUGCUUCCAAGGACUACAUUGGUAUGGCUGUGAAAGAUGGUUACCUUACUUGUGUCUAUAACCUGGGAGGUGGUGAUGGGGAAGUGAGGGUGCAGUCAUUGGUGACUCAAAGUGACACUGAGGAAGCUGUUAUGGAUCAAGUUACAUUUGAAAGGAUUUACCAGUAUGCAAAGCUGAGGUACAUCAAAGCAGCAACAUCAACUUCUCCAGAUUAUGAAAGCCCUAGGAGUGCAAGCAGUGGAGACAGUGACAUGCUUCUCAAUCUUGAUCCCAGCAGUGUUGUCUUUUAUGUUGGAGGAUACCCACCAGAUUUUAGGCCUCCAGAUAAGCUCAACUAUCCUCGUUAUGAAGGCUGCAUUGAAUUAAACAGCCUAAAUGAGCAUAUUGUCAGCCUUUACAACUUCAAGAGGACUUUUAAUCUCAACACCACUGAAGUGCAACCCUGCAGAAGGUAUAAAGAGGAGACUGACCAAAGCUAUUUUGAGGGCACUGGUUAUGCCAGUGUCACAGCGGGAGAAAGAAGUGGUGAACGAGUACGGUACGAGCAGACAAUUGAGACGACUGCAGAUGAAGGCAUUGUGUUCUUUGCAGCAAAUGGGGAUCAGUUCAUCAGUGUGCUCAUUAGAAAUGGUCAUAGAGUUUUUAGAUACAAACUUCACUCUGAAACUCCAGAAGAAGUAGAAGCCAAAAAAACAGUAAAUGAUGGAACAUAUCAACAAAUUAAUUUGGUGCUUGACCGAAGAAACAAAGUUGUGUAUGUCAGUCCUGGUAUUAGAGCCAACAUACAAGUCUUCAAUUUCACUGAGUACUACCUAGGUGGAGUUCCAUCUUUUUUACGGGAACAGUUUAAUAUAUCCACACCUCCAUUCCGCGGCUGCAUGAAGAAUGUGAAAAACCCAAGCACUGCAUCUGUUGUUUUUGAUAAAACUUUUGGUGUCAGCAAGAAAUGUUCAGAUGACUGGAAGCUUGUCAGGUCUGCAGCUUUCUCCAAGGAUGGAACACUGAGCCUUAGUGCAGCAGAUUUCCCAUUUCCAAAGGAUUUCCAAGUGGGCUUUGGCUUUCAGACAACAGCUUCUUCUGGAACACUCUUAAAUUACAACCUACGGCCUGAUGUUCUUUCCAUAUUUCUGAGUCCUGGCUCUGUAACUGCAAAGAUACGAGAUAAGGAAAUUAAACUGGAAAAAAAAUAUGAAGAUGGAUCAAUGCAUUAUGUGACAGUAAUAAAAAUAGGCAACAGAGUACAUAUGAUGGUUGAUGAUGAGUCAAAAGCAAUUGACUCUCCCAGGUCAUCCAGCUCACAGGAAUCAAACAGACCUAUAAAAUUUGGUGGAGAUAAUUUUGAAGGUUGCAUCUCAAACAUCUUUAUUGAAAGGGCAGGUCAGCUCCCCGAGGUUCAAAAUCUUGUUGCUAAUACUGGCAAGACUGGUGUGUCCCUCGGAGCUUGCCAGGAAUACGAAAACCUUGAACCAAUGCUGCUGCAGGAAUUUAAAAAUCCUCUCAGGCUCAAGAUGCUCAAGAAUGAAAAAUACCUUGAUUAUUUGAAAGCUGCUAACAUUCAAAACCACACUAUACCAGCUCCAUUAUAUGGCAGCAGUGAAGCAUAUCUCCUUGGAAGCAUCCCCAACAGUUUCAUAUCCUACAUGUUUUCUCCAUUGUUAUCCACAGACAGGUUACAUUUCUCUGUAGAUGUACGGACUCGAUCAUCAAGAGGAUUAAUAGUUUUCAUGGAGGAAAGCUCUGAGGACUCUUAUAUGGCUCUCCACAUUUCAAAAGGACGAUUUGUCUUUUCACUUGGCUCUGGAGAAAAACAAAUCAAAGUCAAAACCAAUAUUAAAUACAAUGAUGGGCAAUGGCACACUGUGGUCUUCAGCACAGAUGGGAAGAACGCCCGCCUUGUUGUUGAUGGUCUAAGGUCCCAGCACAGAAAAUUGGUAACAAAUUCUGCCAUCAACAUUAGGCCACCAGUGUAUGUGGGAGGGCUGCCACCACUAAAGAGACAGAAUAUGCCAAUGAAGAGUUUCAAGGGUUGCCUGAGGAAUUUUAAGAUGAAUGGAAAAGCCAUGAAUGCACCUCAACAAAAAAAUGGCAUACUUCCAUGUCUGGAUGUUCCUAUGGACACAGGAAUUUACUUCUUUAAUGAAGGAGGAUAUAUCACCAUUGGUAAUUUGCUGAUGAGUGUGGAUUUCAAGAUUGUAUUUACCAUUCGACCAAGGAGUUCUACUGGUGUACUCCUCCAUGCUGGAAGCAAGCAAGACAACUACUUGACUGUUUACAUGAAGGGAGGGAAGGUGAUUGCUGCUGGAAAUAGUGAUGCUGGAGAAUUCCAGGCAUCAGUCACACCUAAGAAACCUCUGUCUGAUGGACGGUGGCAUACCGUUGCAGUCUCUCAGAAGGAGAACACAGUGCAGCUAGAGGUGGGCACACAGAGUAAUUAUACCACUGUACUUCAACCCUCUCCUGCUAGACGUGUGUAUCAGCCACUCUACUUUGGCAAAAUUCCAGCAAAUUUGGACACCCUGUGGCUUCCUGUUGAAGACCCAUUUUUUGGCUGUCUUCGGAAUAUUACCAUCAAUGACAAACAUGUCUCCAGCAGGAGAAUUUCAGAGGUUCAUGGUGCAGUGAAUUUGCACGGGUGCCCAGAGAAGUAACUCUGCUGUUACAGUUGUCGUGCACAGAUUGGGCUGUGUCUGCUGAAGAGCUGUGUGGAUUCCCCUUUGCUGACCAGCAUCAGGCUGCUUCUUCUGAACAGCCGGUGAGCAAAUGCAUCCUCUGGAUGUGGACUGUGCCAAAGCAAAUGAAAUGUAUUUGCUUUGACAAACUCCCUUUUAAAUGUCAUUGAUUUCCAAGGUAAUCCGUUGUGCCUUUUGAGAUAUAUGCAGAAAAUUGCAUAUGCCCUACUGGGCCAAAUUCUGCUCUCAUCCAAAACAGCAGAGACUUGAGCAACUCCACUGUCUUAAUUUUGGAAAUUUUUCUUAAUGUUGGCUAUCUUGAGAGCAAAUUUGAUUCAUUAAUAUAAAGAAUUUUAUAAAAAUAUAAAUAUCUUUGGAUUGUUGCUUAUACAGCAAUGUACAUUGAUGUUAAAAGUAAUAAUAAUAUAAAUGGAGUUUGAAGCACUUUAAGGAGUGAAACUCUGGGGGUUUGUUACAAAGUUAGGAAUUGUGGGACCAAAUAAAUGCAGUAUGUUCCUAAAA